Odontomachus brunneus is the source of this 4281-nucleotide messenger RNA. RefSeq lists its product as uncharacterized. The transcript has 15 exons. Bases 1322 to 4252 code for a protein of 976 amino acids. Gene Ontology annotation, cellular component: extrinsic component of cytoplasmic side of plasma membrane. Lineage: Eukaryota; Metazoa; Arthropoda; Insecta; Hymenoptera; Formicidae. Gene Ontology annotation, molecular function: protein binding. The record is from RefSeq and is a predicted model, not a curated record. Gene Ontology annotation, biological process: positive regulation of protein localization to plasma membrane; positive regulation of voltage-gated calcium channel activity; skeletal muscle contraction.
UCGCGUGGCCGAGGCGGCGGGCGCGAGUCGGCGAGAGAGCGGCUAGUAGAAAGAGUCAGUGCUGCGCGGGCUUCCGUGGCGCGAGGACGUGACGGAUGUGAUGUCAUCUUCGUGUGCGGUGGCGCGGGACAUUGAGUGGUGCAUGCGUGCGCGCCUACCUGGCCGCCCGCGUGCGUGCCCGCGUGCCGUCGUCGCGUGUCCGCCGUUGAAUCUCGAGUUCUCUCUCCGCGAUUUUCUUUCCCUUUCUUCCUUCCUUUCUUCAUCUUGUUUCCCGCUCGACCCGCCUAACCCUUCUCACCCCCGGCGCUCAUUGUUAUCGAUUUUCGCUCCGAGUGCGUGCGUGCGUGCGUGUUGCCGUACACCGUCGCGGAAAACUUGAGAAAACUUUCGCACGGUGAAACCGCCGUGCGCGCGCUCACCCCGUGCUCGACGUUCGGCUUUGCACCCCGUUCGCACUCUCUUUCCGCCGUUCUUCUGCCUCUCCCUCUAGUUCUGCCCGACGCGCCGGACGGAUCGGCCGGACAGCGGUGCCCCGCGAUUAUGCGCCCGCUCAAGAGGCCUCGGCAACCACCGACAACAUAAGCCGGCCCCAUAGAUCUUGUCAAGACCCAAAACACCACGGGAACGACCGGCAGUGAGAUAAACUGUAAGAAUCUGCCGGGAAUAAUUGACGCGCCGUCUGAUCGAUCGUACGAAAUAACACGAAAUGCUCUUCGUUUCCACUUCAGUCAAUCGACGAAGUACGUAGGAAACGAAUAAAUUAAUUAGGCACGAUAGAUAUGUUUCUAACGAGAGUUAACGUUAAGAGAUAUUUAAGCGUCGUGUGCUCGACAUCAUUUGUUUGCCAAAAAAGAAAAGAAGUGUCCAACUGAAGGGACGAGCUAAUUACUACUCGUGCCUCCUUUCGGAUCGAUCUCCUCGAUCGAUCGACUGCGAUCGAAGGCCCAUUAUCCCCGGCAAUUCUCAGUUUAUAGACGCGCAUAAAGACGGCAUAAAGACGACGACGAAGGGGUAAGCGUCGCAUCGCGUCGCGUCGCCAGCACCCUCGCGACGGGGCGACGCGUUAACCGGAAAUCAUGCGUCUCCUGGUGGACGCCGGCGCCGAUACCGAUCCCGCACGCAGCAUCGAGGAUGACUCGCUGGAUAGCGAUGUUGGCUCGCGCGGAUCUCGGCAGUGCAGCAGCGGAUGCAGCGGCAACGGUAGCAACGGUAGCAGCGACAGCGCUAGCGACGGGAUUCGCGACGGCGGCGGCUACGCCUGCGGCUACGGUCGCGGCAACGGCAACGGCAGCGAUAACGGCGCCAGCGACGAUUUCUGGGCAUGUACGUCUUCUACCCGGCGGACGAGCUCCUGCGUAUCUAUGAGAAUCCGAUUCGAGAGUCCGUGUCACUGACUGUCAACGACGCAGCUGUGAACGCCGGUUACGAGGAGACCGAUCACUAUUAUCAGCAGCAAUCGCAGCAGCAAACGCAGCAGCAAUCGCAGCAGCAAUCGCAGCAGCAACGGGUCGUCGUCGCGAACGACAACGGCCACAGGCGCAAGAAGGAGAAGAAGGAGAAGAAACGAGAAUCUAGUCAGACACCGGCCAGAAGACAGAACUGCGCCGGUCGUAACGGCGGCGGUGGUGGUGGUGACAAUUUCAGUAAGAAAGGACGACGCGAGGAACACCACGCCGGGACUAUGCAAAAUAAUCGUGCCGCCGGCGAAGAGGCCGCCAACCCCCUCAAAGACCUCACGCAGCCGAGUCUCAACGAGCCGCUCAAGCAGCACAAUGGCGUUUCGCUUAAGCUCGUGCAGACGGUCUCCGAGUUCGCCCAGGAGUUGGGCGCCGCGAUGGAGAGCCACUCGGCGAAUGUGCGACGUCUGGUCGACGAAUUUCGCAGUCGAUCGGGCGACUCGCGAAUCGAUAUCGGUGGCAUGCGACGCGUUUGGGAGAACCUGUUACGGCAGGUCGAGGCGGACGCGGUCUCUCACCUCGACCUGGCCGCGGUCCUGCAGCAACAAUUGUCCAGGCCGACAUUAGAAGCGAGCUUUCAUCGGAAGCUGCAGUCGCGAAAGGUAUUCGCUCAUCGCGAUGCAUACGAGCAAGUGGUUAGCAAGACGGAGGAGAAGUUGCAGCGCGCCAGAUUGGAUUACAAGCGCGCCUACGCCGCGUUGCUAACCAACGACGGCGGCGGCGCCGCCGAGCAGGAAUUGAAGCGUGCUUACUUGGAGUCGCACAACGCCUACAUCCUGCAGCUACGCGCCACCAAUGCUAUUACCGAGCGCUAUCAGUUCCAUUGUCUACCGGGGUUGCUCGGUGAGAUUGCGGAGGUCUACGAGGAACUUUGCGGAUUGGCCUGCAAAUGCGUCGCCGGGAUCUCGGAGGCGGCCGGAGAACGCGCCGGCGAACAGACCAAACGUUAUCAAGCUGUGGCAAAGGAAGCGCAAGCGGUUAUGCCAUCCAACGAUUUGCAGGCAUUAGCGCGGAACUUGUCUGCGAACACGACGCCACGGAAGCCGCCGCGGCGCUUGUACGUCGCGCCGGCACCACCCGAGCAGGUACCGAUGGAGAAAAUCAGUCAGAUACCCACGCUCAGGGACGAACUGGUACCAACGGGCACCAGCACGCUCCCGCUCAUGGAGGAUCUACGACACGAAUAUGACAGCCUCACCCAGGAGAUAGGUCGUCUGCAGGAUGCUCUAGACGCUCUGGUGCGAAUGCAGCGCAAAAGCGCCGAAAGUAAUCUCUACACAAAGGUGGCCGAGCUACAGGAAGAUAUUUCACUAAAGCGCUUCGAUCUCGGUGUGGCGCAACUGCGUUUAGCCGCGGUGCAGGCACAGAAGGAGCUGUUCGGCGGUGGAGAGGCUGGUCAACCGGACGGGGUAGCCAGUAGGAAGAUGUCAAACGGCUCGACCGGAAGUCCCAAGCUCAAAUGGCUGAAAGCGUUCAAGAGCCUGAAAACCAGCUCCCCCACCACGCCACCGCUGUCCGAAAAAGGAAAGCAGGCGACCAUAUACCACGCAGUUUCCACCGUCGUCGCGAUGUCCAGGAAGAGCCUAGAGUCCGAGGGCGGGCAUACCUGGCGCGAGUACACCUACCGCAAGAUCACACCGUGCGACGCGUGCGGCCAGGUGCUGCGCGGCCACAGCCGUCAGGGCGUCCGGUGCCGCGGCUGCAAGGCCAACGCGCACACGGACUGCACGAACAUGGUGCAGCCGGCUCUGUGCCCGAGCCUGGCGCCGAAGAAGAGCGGCGGCAUACCGUUGCUGAGGCGACAAAAGACCCAGGUAGCCGAUGAGGUGCCGCCGGCGUCCGAGCACAACGUGGACGCCAUAUACCAGGUGCUGAAGCAGGCAGGCGAGAUCCGGGGAAACUCGACAAACUCACCACCUACGCCUCCCACAGCAGAACAUCCCUCCUCCGGUGCAGCACCUUCGUCAGCGAGGGCUUCCUCCCAUCCUUGUUCCUCGUCCACCUCUGCGCCGCAUAGUCCGCAACGUAGACGCGAGAGGCUGAAUCUAAGGAUGAAGAGCCUGAGUCUGGACUCACCGGAGGGUACCGCACAUGUACGGCAUCGUCCGCGCGAUUACUACUCCACCGGUCAAAGGGAGACAACACCGCCCCGACACUCCGACAGCGGCAGUAUCAACAGGCUGUUACGCAGAAUUCAACAACUACGAUAUGAAGCGCCCUGCAGCCCGGGUCAGAGCCACAAUAUGCACAAGCAUGUGAGGAGUGCCAUCAGGAUGUCGAGCAUGGAGCUGCCGGACGAGAACGAGAAGUCGUAUUCGUCGGCGAGCACGUCGCCGUGCCCGUCGCCGCACACGAACAAUCAGAACCACCUGAAUCCGCCUGGCAAACGAGUACUGCCGCCGAACAACCUCUACGUCGUUUUGUACAACUUCGAGGCGCGACACCGAGACGAGCUGGACCUGAAGGCCGGUUAUAAGGUUACAGUGAUCGACAAGUCGGAAAAGGAUUGGUGGAAGGGCAAGUGUCUCGGUGGCCGCGCGGGUUAUUUCCCGAGCGCGUAUGUUAUGCGAGUCGAAUCCGGUCAGAGGACCCUUCAAGUCACGCGCAACCUACAGCUGGCCGAUCAGACCACUCUCUUACGAGACCAGAUCGUCAUCCAAGUCGGCGACGAGGUGGACGGCGUGGCGAUGGUGAGGUGCGCCGCGGACGUACGGUCCGCCGACCACACGGGCAAGGAGGGCGACGUGCUCUACAAGGAGAUCCUCUGCCCCCUCAAGUACCUGCAGGAAGUGUGACAGCAGCCUUACCAAGGCAUACGCGGUAA